AUGUCACAAUCGUAUGAAGAAACGGUUAAAAGUUAUGACAAGCAAGCCUUCGACAGACCUAGAAAACGAAAACGCCAUCGAAAAAAGAAAAGCAGUCAUAGAGUUCUUCGGAAGGAUAGAGUCGUUGCCAACUCUUGUAUAUUUGAUUUAGAAAACUGUGAAAUUUGUGUACAAAAUAAUUAUUUCAAUAAACUUUUUCAAAGUCGACAGAAUUGCAGACGUGUAUCAGAUGAUGGAAGUGACAUUAUAAACUCGAAUAUCAAAAUACAGUAUCGGACCUCUAAAAUACGAAAGAAACGUACAAAGGAGAAACAAAAUUCGCACAAUUCUGAUAACUUCGGUCCCGAAGUUUUGCAGCUUGGAAGUAACGUAUGUACGGAAACGGGUGUCAUUUCCAAAUCACAGAAAGUUAGAACAAAAACUUCAAAUUCGGAAAACGAAAACUGGAAGGGAAAAUCCAGAAGUUGGCGGAAGCGACACAGGAAAGAUAUUUAUGUGGAUAAUCUUGAAAUGAAGUAUGCCGCGACAAUGGGAGUGUUUAGAUUAUGGAAUAUGGUUAUUGAAAAGGAUAUGAAACUUCAUUCUCAAAGAAUAAAUCUUCAGAAAAAGGAUUCCAAGAUACUUCAACUUUCUAAAAUUCAAAUUUUUAACGAGAACAAAAUACACAAUCUUCAGAAAAGUGAAUACGACCUGACGGAGAGACUGAAGGAAAAAGAAGGCAAAAUGAAUGAAUUAAGAAGAGAUUAUGAAUACAUCCAGGGAUUAUUAGAGGAAAAUCAUGGUUUGACUAUUAACCGAGAGUGCCUCGAUGAUAUCCAAGCUUAUAUUCUGGAAAGCGUCACAAUGAUAAACAGCCUCACAAAUAUGAUUCAAAGUCGCGAAAUUUAA
This is a messenger RNA of Lottia gigantea (owl limpet), 888 nucleotides long. RefSeq lists its product as hypothetical. NCBI's taxonomy places the organism in Eukaryota, Metazoa, Mollusca, Gastropoda, Lottiidae. Bases 1 to 888 code for a protein of 295 amino acids. The record is from RefSeq and is a predicted model, not a curated record. The transcript has 3 exons.